GAACAAUCAAUAUAUUACCAAAAAUGAAUGGUGCACCUAUUAUGAUGGGCCAUUAGAUGUUAAAAGGGCCACUAAUAGCAGCAAAUAUCAUACCAGACAGUCCAAACAAGCAAGCAAUCUUAGGUUUUUUUACUGAUACUUGUUGGUUGUUGCCAAUCAAAUAGCCAAUUAAGCAGUAUCCCCAACAAUUGAAGAUUCUCCAUUCAAAGAUUCCAAAAUACCAAUUAUCUCAUUAAUCUGUCAUUACCAAAAUGCUUCAUCUUUCUUACCCAAUAACCAAACCCAAUUCAAUCUUACCUUCAAGGUUCAAUCUCUCACCUAAAAGACUCCCCAUUUCCCACAUUUCACCACCCGCCAAGAAUAUCAUUUCUCCAUCAAUCAAAAUACCCCUUCUUCUGACUCCAAGGUGCUCUCUACAAGAAAACAUUCCACUUUCCAGUACUACCUCUCAUUCUGAUGAAGCAAGCACCCCAAACAAGGCCCAACAACAAGAAGAUAGAAAGAACUACUGGGGUGCUGUUAGUUUGAUCAUUGGAACUGCAGUAGGGCCUGGAAUGCUUGGUUUGCCUGCUGCAACUUUAAGAUCAGGCUCAUUUCCAUCAACCAUUGCUAUUUUGCUUUGUUGGGUUUAUGUAAUCUCUUCUGUUUUUCUUGUUGCUGAGCUUAGUUUUGCUGCUAUGCAAGAAGAUGCGGUGGUAGAGGUGAGCUUUACUGGCCUUGCUACAAAAUCAUUAGGAAGUUAUUUUGGUGCUAUAGUGGCUGUGGUUUAUGCUAGCUUGAGUUUUUCUUUGCUAGUGGCUUGUGUUUCAGGCAUUGGCUCUUUAGUAUCUCAGUGGUUUCCAAGGAUGAAUCUUGUUCUAGCUAAUGCAUUGUUUCCAUUGGCCGCUGGAAUCACAGUCGUUUGCUUUCCGUUCAAGGUCAUUGAUAAUGCAAAUCGAUUAUUAUGCAUGCUCAUGCUCUUUUUCAUAACUGCACUUGUGGGCAUUGGUCUCUCUGUGGCUAGAACAAAUGUAUUGGGUUCUUUGGCUCGUUCUUCAUGGACUAUUUCAUCAAUCUUGCCUGCUAUACCUGUCACUGUACUCACAUUAGGGUUCCAUGUUAUCACCCCUUUUGUAUGUAAGAUUGCUGGGGACAAUAUUUCUGAUGCGAGAAAAGCAAUACUGAUUGGUGGGGCAGUUCCAUUGAUUAUGGUUUUAUCAUGGAAUUUGAUUGUUUUGGGUCUUGCUGGGGCUAACGGAACUGUCUCCUCCAAUGACCCUAUUGCCCUCUUGCUUUCUGUCAAUCCUUCUGCUUUAUCUGCUGUUCAGGGUUUUGCCUUUUCUGCUCUGGCGACUAGCUUGAUAGGAUAUACUGUUAGCUUCCCCAAACAGAUUCUUGAUGCCUUCGAUUUGGUAUUUAUGAAAAUUAAUUCAUUAGAAGAAACUAGCUCUCAGCAUCAAAUGUUUUCAUUUGUGGAUGGUAAAGGAAGAGUUGGUUUAGUAACUUUUUCUGGUGGCAAUGAUUAUGGAAAUGCAGGGAGGGCUUUCUUUGGUGGAUCAAAGUAUUCUGCUGCCUCAGAAGCUAGAAUACCAUCAAGCAUGGCCGAGUCUAAUUCAUUUCAUCAAACAUUUGUAACAGUGCUAAUACUUGGUGUUUCUGUUCUCAUAGGAUCCUUCUUUCGCUCUACAUUCUCAAGAGCCCUGGAUUUUGCAGGAGUCUAUGCAAACUGUUUCUUGUUUGGCAUACUUCCCCCUUUGAUGGCACAUGUACAACAGUCCAGGAAGAAGCUCAGGCCAUCCAUUCUGCCAGGAGGAGAUAUCGCACUAAUGCUGCUUUUUGGCAUAGCUGUUGUUUUGGCAAUUUUUCAUUAGAUAGCUAGCAGCAGAACAAAUGAAGAAUUCCUCUAUCAGAACUGGCAUCGACAAUUCUUCCCCACAAUCAACACCAUUUAACUUGCAUA
Ricinus communis (castor bean) is the source of this 1939-nucleotide messenger RNA. RefSeq names its product tyrosine-specific transport system. The transcript has 2 exons. Bases 252 to 1850 code for a protein of 532 amino acids. Gene Ontology annotation, biological process: amino acid transmembrane transport. Lineage: Eukaryota; Viridiplantae; Streptophyta; Magnoliopsida; Malpighiales; Euphorbiaceae. The record is from RefSeq and is a predicted model, not a curated record.